Messenger RNA from Closterium sp. Naga37s-1, 4620 nucleotides. The record is from the annotation of a GenBank genome assembly. NCBI's taxonomy places the organism in Eukaryota, Viridiplantae, Streptophyta, Zygnematophyceae, Desmidiales, Closteriaceae.
AUGGCUUGCGGAAAAGACCGGGUGGAGGAGGGGUUGAAUCCGGGGAGAAAAGACGAGCGAUACCAGGGAGACGCGCUAGGAGCUCCGCACAUUGCGGUGGAGAAUGCGACGGCCAUGGCUGGUCAGGUGAAGAAUUUGUCUCAGACCAGUUUUUGCUGGUGUACCAGACGAAAGACGUCGAAAGGGUCCAUCCUGUCGGUGCACAUCGCCAAGGAGGCCGGUCAGCUGGUCUUCUUCGUGAACAGCCCGUGGUGUCCCAAGCGCAGCAGCGGGAAAGAUGCCGGACUAUGGCAGCUGCUCUCCAAGGCGCCGCGGUACGACUCGCCGUUCGCCAACAACAGCCUCAUGGACCGCCUGCUGGGCGAGAUCAUGGCGCUGGAGGACUCCUUCUGCAGAACCCCAAGGCUAGGGAGUGGUGGAGGCAGCAGCAGUGGGCGGCACAGGAGGGUGAAGUGGAGGUCGCUGGACGCGUUUGUGCGCCGCCUGCACGCCAGGCGAAGGGCGCUCUCGCACCUGCACCCGCCUCCUCACGGCCUCUGUGGCUGUGUUACCCUUGAAGUCAGCUGGAGCGACGUGCGUGGCCUCAGAUACGAGAAUGAACUGCAGGCGGAAGCCAAUUUGGCGAUGGAGGUGACGCGAGUGGUAAAGCGCGAGUUUGACUCGUUUGACCAGGCGGUGCGUGCGCAUGCCCUGCGCCUCUACCCCGCCACACCUUCCCAUGGGAACACACCCUUGCAUGGAAACACUCCCCUGCAGGGGACCAACGUCUCCCACGCCUCUGUGCCUGCUGCCAGUCCACGUGUCUCCGCUGGUCUGUGGAUGGGCGGGAGGACGUUCAGUGGGAACCGGGUAGGACCAAAGUCUCCUCUUGGGGCUGCUGCUGCUGCUGCUGUUGCCUGUGGCGGCGGUGGUGCUGCUGCUGGGAGUCUUGGAGCAGUGUACAGCACUCCUGCAAGCAGUUUCGCUGGAAGCAGCAGACUAGCUGCUGCUGCUGCUGCUGCUGCUGCUGCUGCUGCUGCUGCUGCUGUUGCUGCUGCUGCUGCUGCUGAUGGUGCUGGUGAUUCUGCCCAUGCUGGUGUUGCUCGUGCUGCUGCUUUCGGCGCUGAUGCUGCUUGUGGCAGUGGCUUGUGGAGCAGGCAAGGCCAGAUGUGCAUCACCAGUCCCAUUUGCAGUCCUAGAGAAGCGUUCGGGAGUUCUCAAAAGCUAGCUAAAAAAGCGCUCUUUCAUGAACCGCAGGCCCCCCCUCUACACCAACAGCAGCAGCAACGCCAGCAGCAGCAGCAGGCAGGCACAAGCCAGUCCAGUUCGGACCAGCACGCAUGGAUGAGUGACUCCAGUGAGAGGUUUUCAGAGGGUUGCAGUGAGGUGGGCUUGCUGGACACCGAAUUUGUCUUCCACGCUCAACCAGAGGGUGAGUGCUGCGAUGAUAGCAGAGGUCGGGAGCUGACGAAUGGUGGUGCGACAGAGGGGAGAAUGCCAAAGGGAAACGAACCUGCUUGGCUGUUAGAGAAUGGGAGUGGUGGUGCGGCAGACGAGAGGGAGUCCUUUAUGAGCGUAGAGCCUAGCUAUGUAUCCUGCUGGGAAAAUGAGUCGCCUUUGUAUAGUGGGAGUCGAUCAACCAUACAUGAUGACGUGGAAGCACAUUCACCGUGCAGUGUACAUGAUGAUGUGGAAGCAGAUGGGGUGGAAUCAAGUACGUGUGAGUAUAUUGAUGCAGAGCCACGUCAUACCUCAGAAAGCUGGGAGGAGGUGAAGGCAGAGGCACCACGUAGUGUACAUGAUGACGUGGAUACAUUAGGGAUGGUAUCUAGUCGUACGCAUGGAGAGAUGCUAGCAGAUGGGGUAGCAUCCAGUGUACAUGAUGACGUGGAAGCAGAGGGAAUGGCAUGGAGUGUUUAUGAUGACGUGGACCCGGAUGAAAUAGUAUCGAGCGUGUAUGAAGAGGUGGGAGCAGAGGAGGAAGCAGAGGCCUGGGAUAGUCCAGAGGGCUGGGAGGAGGUAGAGGCGGAAUCAGCACUGACUGUCAGUGAUGGAAGGGGCGAAGAUGGGGAAGUGUCAAGCGUGUUUCACGAGGUGGAAGCAUAUCCAAUGGAAGCAGAUUCAGCAGAAGCAGAGUCAGCGGAAGCAGAGUCAGCGGAAGAAGAGUCAGCGGAAGCAGAGUCAGCAGAAGCAGAUUCAGCGGAAGCAGCAUUGGCACUGACUGUACAUGGUGGUGUGGCACGAGAGCUGUUCCCCAGUAUUCUCAUUCCUCGCCGCCUCUUUGUGAGCACCAGCUACUGCCUGAGCGACGAUGGGGAUGUGUGUGGUGAUGAUGGUGACGGUGGCAGUGGUGAUGUUGGCUGUGACGAGUGUGGAGAUACAUUCAACUAUGAUGAGUACGAGGAGGAGGAAGAGAAUGAGGAGGAGCAGGAGGAGUGGGAGGAGGAGGACGAGGAGGAGGAGAAUGAGAGGGGUGAAUCUUUUGAUGACAGCUGCGCCCGAACCCCUCCCACCCACCUCACCUACCCCUCCACCCUCCUCUCCUCUCCCAAACCCCUCCUCCCAGCCCCUCGCACCUCUCCCACCACCAUCACCUACCCAGACACCCUCCUCCUCUUCCGCUUCACCCACCCACACCUCCCCGCCGCGCUCGCUGACGUCAUCACCACCGACCAGCGCCUGCUCCACCAAUUAGAAUCCGGCCUGCCUGCCUGGGCCGUUUUCCUCCAAUCCUGCGCCGGCCUCUCGGCCCUCUACCGCCCCUGGAUGCGCCCGCUCGUCGGGUACGCGUGCUUUAUAGUCUCCCUCGUUACAGUCCUCAUCGGAUUCUACGACCUGUAUAAGAACAUCCCGGUGCUACAGGAAAUGCUGGCGCGGAUGCUGGGGCCAAUAUGCCCUCGGGAAACUGGUUACCAGCAGCGGGCAGUUACUCGGUUACGCCAUGCGCCCGCUGUGGCUGCUGGGGCAGCACACACUCGUCCCGGUGUGGCAGUUACUGCAUGCAUGCUACCUGGCUGUAUACUCCACCGGAGCAACCAUCUCCAAAGGCUGUCUGCUGCUCUAUCAGCUCCUCUCACAGGCCUACAGCUGCUCUGUUCUGAAGCUGGUACAGCUGCUGUCUUCACUAGUAUCUUCUCGCGUCUCCUUCCUGUACAGCAACCUCCUGCUGCUGUAUCGGCUUCUCGCACAAGCAUGCAGCAGCAGCGUGUGGAGAGUGUCUCAGCUGCUGUCGGCUCAGCUGUCGUUUGUGUAUACUCAAGCUGUGCUGCUGGGCCGGCUGCUUGGGAUGCUUCUUCACCCGCUGCUGCUCCUUGCUCGUACCCUCUGGGCCAUAGGUCGAGCCAUCAUCUUGCCUCUAUACCAAUUCAUCCACCUUCUCCUCACGCCUCUCCUCUCCGCCCUCCUCUCUCUCCUCAAGCUCCCCCUCCAGCUGCUCCGUGUGCUGCUGCAGCUCGCCUCCUUCCUCUACUCCACCUUUUCACACUCACUCUCCCACUCCCUCACGCUCUCCCUCGCCUCCUCCCUCAAAUCCCUCUCCCUUCACUUCACACACUUUUCCAAUACCCUCUCGCUUCACCUUCCUUCAUGUGGAUCUUCAAGGGCGUUGGCUCCUUCGUAGCUGCUGCUAACAGACACCGCCUCAGUGUCUUCCUUGCCCCUUGUUCCAUCCGCAACUUCACUCCCCGCCAGCGUGCAGCACUAUGUGCUUGCAGCCUGUGUGCCGCUCCUUCCCUCCCUUUCCCAGGCACACAGGCUGCAAGCCCGACUCCUCCAGGAGGCCAUUCGGCAUGCCCCGGCGGCAACUGCGCAGUAGAUUCUCAUGUAUAUCCCCCCCUCUCCGUCCCCCCUUGCUGCCGUUCCCUCCCCACCAGCUCGCAGCACUAUGUGCUAUCCCAGGCACACAGGCUGCAAGCCCGACUCCUCCAGGAGGCCAUUCGGCACACCCAGGCAGCUGUGCUCAAACUUCUCAUAUAUCGUCCCCCUUCCUCCCCUCCCCUUUUCUCCCCUCUCCUUUCCUCCCCUCCCCCUCUCCCUCUCCACACUCACACCAUUCACUCCCCACCAGCACGAGGCACUAACACGCGGCACUAUGCGCUGUCCCAGGCGCGCAAGCUGCAAGCCCAGACUCUGCAAGCCGCUCAGCACACCCAGUCAGCAGUGCUCAAGUUCGGCCGCAAGCUGCUUGCUCCCCGACGCGUUCCCUCCGCACCACCUCGAGAAAUCUCGGCUUCAGCUACUGCUGCACCUCGAGAAAUUCUGGCUGCUGUCCGACCAGCGGCAACUGCACGAGUCGAGAAUCGCGAGGAGGAGGAGCAGGGGGGAAGGGGAGGGGGGGUUCCAGGGGCUGUCGUCACUCGUGAAGGGCCUGAGGAGGAGUUUUGGGAUGCCCGAGAGAGCAUCUCUGAUGGGGGGCCUGCGGAGGGUUGUGAGGAGGAAUCUGAUUCCGAAUGGGACAAUUUUGAGGAGGGAGGUGAUAUGGACGAUGAGGGGGAUGAGGAGGAUAACGAGGACACGAAGGCUUAUGGAGAUCACCAUGAGGUGGAGGAAAAGGAGGAGGAGGAGGAGGAGGAGGAGGUCUAUGAGGAUGCUCGGAGCGAUGCAUUUGAAAGCGCCUUCCAUGGAGAGGCCUUGGAUUAUUAG